Messenger RNA from Penicillium expansum, 1248 nucleotides. RefSeq names its product M6 family metalloprotease domain-containing protein. The transcript has a single exon. Bases 1 to 1248 code for a protein of 415 amino acids. Gene Ontology annotation, biological process: proteolysis. The record is from RefSeq and is a predicted model, not a curated record. NCBI's taxonomy places the organism in Eukaryota, Fungi, Ascomycota, Eurotiomycetes, Eurotiales, Aspergillaceae. Gene Ontology annotation, molecular function: peptidase activity.
AUGAAAGCCCAAUUCAACCAGCUAGCAAGGCUCGCUCCUUUGGGCUUGCUCUGCCUCUUGACACAGGUUGUCGAGGCGUGCCCUUCCGUUUCUUCGUCUACUCUCAAGCCUAGAUUUGCGCACCAACAUCAUCAUGCUCGUGCUGUCGACUCAGGCGCUGCCGUAGCUGGCUCCUGCAAGCUCAAGCCGACUUCAGUGGAUCUCAGCGAGGGUAUCGGUGCUACAGAUCAGACUUUUGCCCCAAGCACAGGCACCCUCAACGCCUACAUGAUUUUCGUUGACUUCCCUGAUGCACCGGCCUCAGAAGCCACCGAUGAAUUGCACCAGCUCUUCAUUCCCGGUGCACCAGACUGGUACUCCAACUCCUCCUUUGGUCAACUUACCCUCAACGUCACUGCCGACAAAUCCCGCUUCUAUCGCAUGCCCGUGGCCUCCAGCACCUACGCCUACGACCGAGAGAUUACCUCUGAGCUUCUCGCAAAGUACAUCCAAGACGCGCUCAACUCGGUCGGCACGACCAUCAACUUCGCUGGCACCGAUGUUCUCUACAUCGUCCCGACCAAGGCAGCAAAGCACAUCUCGUUCUCGCCUACAUACAUGGGCGAAUUGACGGCCGGGGAUGGGACUGUGAUCAGUAAGACUGUCACCUUCGGCCAAGACGCUCCUGACGCAUGGGGCUUCCUGGUCAUGAACCACGAGACCGGACACACAAUGGGUUUGCCGGAUCUGUAUCCCUCAGAUGGUUCUGGCGCCAGCACCACUGUGUGGGUUGGCGGGCAUGACAUUAUGGGUUUGAUUAGCGGGGCGCUUCCGGAUUACUUUGCAUGGCACAAGUGGAAGUUGGGAUGGUUUUCCGAUGAUCAGUUUGAUUGUGUGAGCGGCGCUGGAUCGACAACUCACACCAUUACCCCCGUUGGAACCAAGGAGGGCGUCAAGGGAGUCGUUGUGAGGCGGGAUGAGACCACUGCUAUUGUCGCCGAGGUAAGAGCCAAGGCUGGCGCGGAUAGCAAGGCUUGCAGUGCAGGAGUGCUUAUCUACACCGUAUCAACAUCCCUGGCUUCGGGACAAGGUCCAAUUCGGGUUCAUGAUGCAACCCCAAGCUCUGGUGGUUGUGAAGGGGAUGAACUCAAUGAUGCCCAUUUCACGACCGAGGCGGACCGGAAAACGUUUGCCUCGGGAGAUGGAGUGACAAUCACUGUGGUUGGGCAGAAGGGAGAUGAUUAUACCGUUACAGUUGAGGUGGUGUGA